AUGUCAGGCCGGAGUGGGAAGAAAAUGUCCAAGCUGUCCAGGUCAGCCAGGGCUGGUGUCAUCUUUCCAGUAGGCCGGUUGAUGCAUUACCUGAAAAAGGGGACAUUCAAGUACAGGAUCAGCUUCGGUGCACCCGUCUACAUAGCCGCUGUCAUUGAGUACCUAGUAGCAGAAAUCCUAGAAUUGGCUGGGAAUGCUGCGAGGGACAACCACAAGGCCCGGAUAGCCCCCAGACACAUCCUGCUGGCCGUUGCCAAUGAUGAGGAGCUCAACCAGCUGCUGAAAGGAGUGACCAUCGCCAGUGGGGGUGUCCUGCCAAAAAUCCACCCUGAACUGCUGGCCAAAAAACAAGGGAUCACAGGCCAGUCAGAAACGAUCCUCUCCCCGACCCCAGACAAAAGAGGAAGAAAGGCCUCAUCAGGCAGGAAGGGGGGAAAGAACUCCGUGAGCACCAAUCCACGGACGCCCAGGAAGUCCAUGCCAAAGGACAGCGGUAAGGAAAGAACAUCCAGUUCCACCUCUGAAGAUGGGCCAGGAGAUGGAUUCACCACCCUGUCUUCGAAGAGCCUCGUUCUGGGGCAGAAGCUAUCCCUGACCCAAAGUGACAUCAGCCAUAUUGGCUCCAUGAGGGUGGACGCCAUUGUCCACCCAACCACAGCCGAAAUUGACCUCAAGGAAGAGAUAGGUAAAGCCUUGGAAAAGGCUGGGGGUAAAGAGUUACUGGACAUGGUAAAGGAGCUUCGCAAAUCCCAAGGCCCUUUGGAAGUUGCUGAAACUGCCGUCAGCCAAUCCAGGGGACUCGCAGCCAAGUGUGUCAUUCACUGUCACAUCCCGCAGUGGGGCUCCGACAGCUGUGAAGAACAGCUGGAAGAGACCAUCAAAAACUGCCUGUCUGCAGCUGAGGAUGAGAAGCUUAAGUCCAUCGCCUUCCUGCCUUUCCCCAGUGGCAGAAACUGCUUUCCCAAACAGACGGCCACCCAGGUGACCCUCAAGGCCAUCUCAGCCCACUUCGAAGACUCGAGAGCAUCCUCUCUGAAGAACGUGUACUUCCUGCUCUUCGACAGUGAGAGCAUCGGCGUCUAUGUGCAGGAAAUGGCCAAACUGGACACCGAGUAG
Messenger RNA from Psammomys obesus (fat sand rat), 1116 nucleotides. RefSeq names its product core histone macro-H2A.2-like. Gene Ontology annotation, cellular component: nucleosome. Gene Ontology annotation, molecular function: structural constituent of chromatin; DNA binding; protein heterodimerization activity. Bases 1 to 1116 code for a protein of 371 amino acids. The transcript has a single exon. The record is from RefSeq and is a predicted model, not a curated record. Lineage: Eukaryota; Metazoa; Chordata; Mammalia; Rodentia; Muridae. Gene Ontology annotation, biological process: nucleosome assembly.